UAACACAAAAACAACAACAACAUUAUAACCAAACGACCACAUGUACAAUUUCGUGCCCAAGUAGUCCUUGAGAUUUGAUUAUCACUCGGUGGAGCAAAGAGCUUCCGUUCAUUCCACCGUGACGGCGUCUUGUCGCUAAGCUCUCUCGCAAGAUCUGUUGUUGUAGUUUGCCUUUUGUGUUUGACGUUCCAUGGUUGUUGACCCAUUUUUGUUGACUAUUCUUCUCGGAACGUAUUCGUAUCAUGCAUUGAUUUAUACUUUGCCAUAAAAGUGUUGGAUUUGAGAGAUUUUCAGCAAUUUUCAACAUCGGGACAUGUCAAAUAAUUGAGUUAUUGAGACAUAUAAAAAAGUUUGCAUAUUCAAUCCGCGCAGCGGCGGGGGAGGAAGAACCGACUUACCGGUACGUAUUGCUGUACGGUACUCACUGGCGUUUCAGGGUUUGGAAGAAGCUGUCAAUUUAUUACUAGAAUCAAGUCGCUCUGGGCUGGAUAAAUCUGUAAAUUGCCCUGUCUGCCUGUUGACAGUUCUGCUUACAGUCACACGGCUACACAUUUAACAGCAUCAUCUAGUCAAGAUAAAUCCAUAAAACUAAAAAAUGCUGGAUCUUGGCCAUGAAAUAGCUGCUCUUGAAGAAGACAUGCAAGAGUUUAACUUGGAAAAGACCGUUAAACAAGGUUUAAAAACGCCAGAAGAGUUGGACAAAUUGACGGUUGAUGAAUCGUUGAAUGACAUUGACAGAGCAGCUUAUCUUCUCAGCACCGGACAAGAGGUACAGUUGGUCAGUGUUAUCAAAAAUAUACCUCAUCUGUUACGUCAUCAUCAAGCAGAAUGUUUACGAAGAGUUUUACCAAAAGUCAAGGAACUUCUGCUUACAGCUGGUAGUGAAGUACAAAUGGCAGCAACAGAAUCCUAUCUUACAAUUGCGAAAAACGAUCUUGUAAAUUCCUCCUUGUAUACUCAACAUUUUUUACGAACGAUCAUUUCUAAUAUAGAAGGACGAGAUCCAGUGAUCGCUCAAGCAUGGCUUGAAACUCUUCUCUCUGUUAUUCUUUGCCUGCCAAGAGAAACAAUCAAGCGCGAAAUUCUUGGACUUGCUAUAGCGAAAGGACAACUUUCUCAGCCUACGUCAUCAAGAAUAACAUGUUGCUCCAUUUUAGGAGCAAUCGCAACUAAGUUUGAUUCAUACAUUGUGAAAAAAGAUAUCAUACACAGCGUUAAGCAAUUAUGUCAAGAUGUGGAUUACGAAGUUCGAGCAAGUAUGUGUAAACAUCUAUGCAGAAUCGCUCAAGGCUUAGGACGAGAAGAAACAAAGAAAUGUAUUUUGGACGAAGUUAUAGAACUCGCAAGAGAUGAGGAAACAUCAGUCAGAGAAGCAGCUUUUGAAUCAGUUCUUGAUAUGACACAAUACAUAGAUGAUGAAUCUCUGGCAGAUAAUGUGGUUCCACUUAUGUGCAAAUAUUGUGAGCAAGCUGUUGAAAACGAAGAUUCUACUUUGUUAUCCGUCAGUAAACAUUUUGGAAGAUUAUGUCACAAGAUUUCACAUGCUUUCAAUCAAGAACAAAGAACGUGGAUGUUAUCAUGCUAUAGAUACUUAUGUAAACUUGGAUAUACUUCAGAUAAUGCCAAUGAAAAUAAUUUCUCAGGUAUAGAUUCGAAUGAAGAUAAUGAAAUUGUACCAGACACCAGCGCUCCCAUUAUUCCUGUACAGAAAGCAAGAUUUGAAACUUUUCAUGGAUUUCUCAAAACAUCAUCAUCUGCACUGACUAUUUCGCCUACGAAACAAGCGAUGUAUGUGGAAUGCAGAAGAGGAUGUGCUUUCAAUCUGCCAGCAAUGGUUCAAUUUGCUGGUCCUGAUGAUUUUAAAAAGGAAUUACUCGACAGCACAACAAUAAUGUGUACAGAUCCUGAUAAUUCUGUCAGAAAAAGUUUAGCUUCUGGAAUACAUGAGAUUGCUCGAAUAUUGGAUGAACAUGCAUUUUUAUUACACGGACAUCUGGUUUCAUUACUUCGUGAAAGACACAGCUCAGCAGUUAUGGAUUCCGUUAUUAGCAACCUAUCCAGAACCAUGUUCUGUGUGAUGUCAAGAGGUUCUUACGGCCUCUCAGAUAUAAAGCCUACAGCAACAUCAGAAUUAAUUGCAGCGUUAUUGUCUGCAAUAUCAAGACUUGAACAACAGUGGGUCAGUUCAUGGAGGACGUUAGAAAACCUUGUUGUACAUUUGCAACAUCUACCAGACAUUAUAUCAUCAGAUCAUAUUUAUUAUAAGUUUGUUCCAGUGGUUUUUAAACUGAUAAAUUCAAACAGAUAUCUUCCUGUGAAAGAAGCUUCUGUAAAAACAAUUUGCGUUUUUAUUCGACAUAAUCGAAAACAAGAACAGAAGAAAGAAUUGUGUGCUCGUCUUAUUCAAGAUCUUUGUUACGGUCGCAACUACAAAAGCAGAAUUUUAUUUUUCUCUGCUUGUCGUCACAUGAUGGCGCUGUUUUCCAAAUCGUAUUUCAAAGAAAAUUUAUUCGAGCAUGUUCUCAACUUAUUUCAUGAUCCUGUUGCCAACGUCAGAUUGAGUCUUUGCAGUAUAUUACCAAGUUUGAAAUCUCUUCUGAAAUUGCCGAGAGAUCGAGCAUUACAUCAGCAACUUGAAUCAAGCGUUCGCCAUCUGUUGUCGUCAGAAAAAGAUAGAGACGUCAGUAGUUCAGUGAGAUUUGCAAUACUAGAACUCGAUCGGACUGAAGUCGCCAUGGAGUCGCUUACACAAGGAACAUUUAUGGCCGAUGAUCUUCAUGAUCAAAAGAAGGAAGAAGAAGAAAGAUUGUUGAUUGAAAGAGAAGAAAGAUCUAAAGAUGAUGACAGAUCUCUCAAAAAUAUGGACAGUAGCUUCAAUUCCUCAGUUGGCAAGGAAGGAUCAACCAAUUCAUGGCCAGAUAAAUCGAAUCGACAUCGUAAACAACGUCGAGCUUCGAAAAAUUCUUUAGCAGCUGGUUCAUCCUCAGCUAACACUCCAACUUCAAACCAUAAAGUAAAUGGCACUCGACAUAAAAGCACUCAUCAUCUAGUAGGCACUCAGCAGACUCCCGUGUUCUUACACCAGAAAGAUGGACUUCCAAGCAGUACAGCGGUCCAGUAUAGUGGCUUACCAUCUGGGACAUCACAUUCACCGAUACCAGCAAAACGUCCAAGUAAAUUUCCUCCUCCGUCCAGUACUCUGACAAGUGUGUCAAAUUCCACCUCAUCACCAUAUGCAGCAUUUGUCAACUCCUCACAAUCAUUGUCCGAUUCGAAAUUGAACGCCGUGUCAGGAGGAUCAAGUAAUCAUUCAAGGUCAGACACAACGUUCUCACACAAACCUGACAGAAUUCGAUCUCCUCACUCAAGUGUGUUACUCUCUCAUCGGACAUCAAGUACUCAUGCCAACGAAACAAAGACGAGAAAAGGUACAAACAAUGUGGUAACUUCAGGAAGUUCACUUUCAAAAUCAAAUUCCAGGAGUUCUAGACAAACUACUGGAACUGGGAAAUCUGACACCAAGAAAAAAACACAGAACAGCACUACAAGGAAAAAAUCUGACAGAAGUGAUCUCGCCCGAUAGUUUAUCACACAACUAGGCUCUAUGCACAAUGUCUUCCAAGAUUCUCAACAGUGAACCACCACGUGCCAAUGUUCAGAUUCUAUAUACAACAAGAGUAUGUUUGCCAAACAUAAUACAUCGAUAAAUCAAGAAUUAUCUGUGGCAUGUGAUUGAUUAAAUAUAAUCAACUAUGCAUCAAAACAGUGGCAAAAAGGCGCUCGGAAGUAUUUGUCCCAAGAUGACGUACAACCUGAACAACCGUAACCUGGUACACAUACUAUGUUCAGGUUGUGCGCCAUCUUGGUAUGGAUACUUCCGAAGCACCGGCAAAAGAUAUUUGAUAUUAUUAUAUCUAAAGAGUUGCAAAAAUUCUUAUAACUUAAAUGCUAACAAGUAAUGAGCGCUACCUUGAAUUUCACUCCGUCCUGUUAUUCACAAACUUUCAAUCGCAGUUGGAUUCGGCAAUACCUCAGCUGUUUGUAACACAUUUGCCGUUCAGUUUUUUCUCCACUAGCUCAUAAACCUAACUCUUGCAGUAAUGUGAGGCUUAAAUAUCUUCUUGUCUUUAAAUCAGGGGUCAGCUAACUACAGAGCAAUAUAAUCUGGCCUGCGACACUUCACUGAAUUAUAUUAACAAAACAGUUAUAUUGACGAUUAUAUUCUUUAUGUGACAGAAUUUGUUUUGGGAAACUAAAUUAUAUUAUAACCUAACAAGUAUAUAAUUCACAAUCACUC
This is a messenger RNA of Styela clava, 4297 nucleotides long. The record is from RefSeq and is a predicted model, not a curated record. NCBI's taxonomy places the organism in Eukaryota, Metazoa, Chordata, Ascidiacea, Stolidobranchia, Styelidae.